Messenger RNA from Sabethes cyaneus, 2132 nucleotides. RefSeq names its product probable peroxisomal acyl-coenzyme A oxidase 1. The transcript is spliced from 8 exons. The record is from RefSeq and is a predicted model, not a curated record. The coding region runs from base 60 to 2075 and encodes 671 amino acids. Gene Ontology annotation, biological process: fatty acid beta-oxidation using acyl-CoA oxidase; lipid homeostasis. Gene Ontology annotation, cellular component: peroxisome. Gene Ontology annotation, molecular function: FAD binding; acyl-CoA oxidase activity; fatty acid binding. NCBI's taxonomy places the organism in Eukaryota, Metazoa, Arthropoda, Insecta, Diptera, Culicidae.
CGUAUCAAACAUUGUAAACAUUGUAGGUAAAGUGUCUGCUGGCAGUACUUAGCUCUAGCAUGCCGUCUGGAGUGGUGAAUAAAGAUUUGCAGCAUGAACGCAGCAAAUGUACUUUCAACCUGGAAGAGUUCACCGUUUGGUGGGUCGGCGGUAAGGAGAAGCUAGCGGAGAAGCGAGCGAUGGAAACCUUUUUCCGUGAUCAACCGGAGUUCCACGAUACAGUUCCACUGGCUUAUGCUUCGCACAAGGAAAAGUAUGAAGAAAUCAUCCGUAAAGCAACGGUUAUAUUCACUAAAACUAGAAAGCUGCUCCAGGAACAGGGUAGAUACGAUGCCCGUAAUUAUUUCGAAACUUGGGAUUUCCUGCUCGGCACCGGUCUCAUCAAGGAGGGCAACCCAUUUAGAUUGCAGUUCGAUAUGUUCAUCCCGGCAUUGGUGGGUCAUGCGAACGCCGAACAGCAGGCCAAAUGGUUGGAACGAGCGUUGAACUGGCAAAUUCUGGGAACAUACGCCCAAACCGAACUGGGUCACGGAACCUUUCUACGUGGGUUGGAAACGAGGGCCACCUUCGACGAGCGGACCGAUGAGCUGGUGCUGCACAGCCCAACGCUCACCGCCUACAAGUGGUGGCCAGGAGCACUUGGUCACACCGCAAACUACGCCGUUGUGAUGGCUCAGCUGUAUUCCAAGGGAAAAUGUUUCGGGGUCCAUCCCUUUAUGGUUCAACUUCGAGACGAGGACAGCCAUCUUCCACUGCCGGGUAUCGACAUUGGUGAAAUUGGGGACAAAAUUGGUUACAAAGGUGUUAAUAAUGGCUAUUUGGGUUUCGACAAUUUUCGGAUUCCACGAACGAACAUGCUUAUGAAAAAUGCUCAACUAUUGAGGGAUGGAACGUAUGUCAAACCAGCUACUUCGGUACUGACCUACGGAACUAUGGUAUUCGUUCGGGUUAUCAUUUGUAAAGGCAUGGCUUACGAACUGUCGAAGGCAGCUACCAUAGCUGUGAGAUAUUCCUGUGUACGUCGGCAGAGCUUAAUCAAUUCAAAUCAACCGGAGGUUCAAGUAAUGGAUCAUUUAACCCAACAGGAUAAACUGUUGCCGCAAGUCACAAAGGCAAUCGCUCUGAAGUUGGCCGCAGACUAUCUCUGGCAGCUGUAUCAGGAUACCACGUCUGAAAUGGACUCCGGAAAGUUAGAUCGGUUGCCGGAACUGCAUGCCAUCUCCUGUUGCUUGAAGGCUAUUUCAACGGCUGACGCCGCUCGGGGCAUGGAAGUUUGUCGUUUAGCCUGUGGGGGACAUGGCUAUUUGUCCAGUGCAAAUUUUAUGACUUUCUACAGCGUUGCCACGGCGGCCUCUACCUAUGAAGGUGAAAAUACGGUGAUGCUACUGCAAACUGCAAGAUUUUUAGUCAAAUCAUGGAAUCAAGCACUUAAAGGUCGUAAACUACCAUCGACCGUCAGCUACCUGAGUGAUUAUUGUGGCAAAACAUCCAAACGAAUGCCCUGGAGUGACUCGCUGCCGGUGAUAAUUUCCGCUUUUCAAGCAGUCGUAGCCAACAAGUUGCGGCUGGCCAACGAACACAUCGAACGACGAAAGACGGCCGGAUAUACUCCGGAGGAGGCUACCAAUAUGACCGGGCUGGAGCUGACCACGGUGGCCGAGCUUCACGGUCGUGCAUUCGUUCUACAUUCGGCGUAUGAAAUGAUCGAGCAAGCCUGCCAAACGGCUUCCGUUCAACUGGCGGCGGUUCUACGCCAGCUAUGUGCCCUAACGGUUUAUGGUGAAGCUCUGCAAUUUGCCGGGGAUUUGUUGCGGUUCACCGCCAUUUCGGAAAGCGAUGUAGUAAAGUUACAGCUGAAAUACGAAGCAAUUCUGGCUGCGCUUCGGCCCAACGCCAUCGGUGUGGUGGAUGCUUUCGAUUAUCCUGACUACGUGCUCGGAUCCGCUCUUGGAGCGUAUGAUGGAAAUGUGUAUGAACGACUUUUUGAGGAAGCCAUGAAGAGUCCACUGAAUCAGGAACCAGUUAACAGAACUUUUGAAUUGUAUUUAAAACCACUGAUGAGAUCAAUGCUAUAAAGGGUAUCGCCCAAAUAUACUUACCGAUGAUAUUGGGACUUAAUAAAGGGAACUGGA